Molecule: messenger RNA, 2865 nt
Organism: Penicillium griseofulvum
Lineage: Eukaryota; Fungi; Ascomycota; Eurotiomycetes; Eurotiales; Aspergillaceae
Product: Major facilitator superfamily domain, general substrate transporter
Exons: 8
Coding region: 1-2865 (954 amino acids)
Biological process (GO): transmembrane transport
Molecular function (GO): transmembrane transporter activity
Source: RefSeq, a predicted model, not a curated record
AUGAAGAUCGGGCUCCUUAUUUUGCGCCAAGAUGUUCAACAUACACAACAGGGUGGAAGCGCUGUCGAUGCCCGUUACUAUAUCACACAUGCCCGCCAUGAAUUUGAAACUUGUUACAUCAGUAAAUCAAACGCAGAAGAAGAUAUCGAUGAAAUCUGCAGCAAUAAAUUUGACAUGUUCUUAAACUAUAUGGUGGCCAAGUCGGAAGAUGCUGUGAGAGUGGCAGCAAUUACCAAGUACCUAGAGGCGAAAGGUGUCCCUCUUCUGAAUAACCAAACUGGUGCCGGUGAAGGUGUAAAGAGGUCCGUGGUACGCAAUAUCAAUGGACUGAAUCCCACAUUUGCCGCAGGCCAAAACUGGCUUUGUCUCGUCAUGGAUAUGGGCCUUGAGACGAAGGUUUUUACACCAGGCCAGCAGGUUUCUGCUCACUGUCUAGAUAGAAAAGUCUCGCACCCCGCGUCGGCAAACUUCACGUUAAUGACGGACGUGACCUUGAAAGCUGAACUGGAGUCAAUUACCUUGGAUUUAUUUAGGGCAACAUGUAGUGGUUUUGCCUGCAUUGGGAUUGAACUGGUAUCACAUGGCAAUGCUGUAUCAUUGGAGGGCCGGAUCUGCCCUCCUCGAGCAUUUAGCCCAAGGGAAGCAUCCACAUACGAGGACCUAGUGAUUGAAAAGGAAUUCCCUGGUGGACAUAUGGCAUUUAUCGACAUGUUAGUCGCUAGCAAGGAAAUGCGAUCAGGCCAAGAUAGUGAUCGGAAUCGGCAUCUCGCCAGUGUUUAUGACGGGUUUGCUCCACGCUAUUCUGCUGCUCGAGCCAACACCGGACUCAGUCGUAUGCAGGAAGACCUGAGCAGAGACUAUGAUUUCUCUGGGACUGUAUUGGAUCUUGCGUGUGGGAGUGGUGAGUUCGGAGCCAUCCUACAUGAUAAGGGCAUCGCUGCCAAGAUCACAGGCAGUGACCUCUCCUCGGGUAUGACCCAGUCAUCAUAUAUCCAGGAUCACUAUGAGAAGCCACUGUUGAUUGGACCGAUGGAUGAACUGAUCAUGAGCGUGAAUAACUUCGAUCAUGUUGUUUGUUUUGCGGCAUUCCAAUUUCUAGACCCAGUUCAUCUAACAGCCUUUUUGGCACGGAUGUUCAUGGUUGCGAAGCGAUCUGUGACUGCAAUCCAUGAGGAUCUCACUGAGGCGUACAUUGAAAAUAUGAAAAAGCGAAACGGGGAACUAUGUACGAACUUCAAUCAUGUCUCAACACUAGAGGAGUUUGGUGUUCCUAAGGGUUGGAAACAGGUUCGCAUGGAAAGAUUCCCCUUGUAUGAUAACCCGAAUCUUGGUGAAACUGUAGACCAGUCCAAGAUUGCCAAGAAUAUGGGUUAUCAAGAAGAUUUGCCAAGCAACAGUCACAAUCUAAAGUCCGAUGAUGAAGAAGCACUCGCAGAAAAAACAUCACACUCACCCCUCAACAAUACCACCCCCGACCUUGGCUGGGAUGGGCCAACAGAUCCCGCACGGCCAGUUAACUGGUCAAAGACGAAGAAAUGGCUGAAUAUGUUCAGUAUCGCCUAUCUCACUUUUCUCACACCUUUGACGUCUUCCAUUGUUGCACCGGCGCAGGGACUCGUGCUGAAAGAGUUCCAUACAACGAACAAGACUUUGUCAUCAUUCGUCGUCUCGAUAUAUCUAGUAGGGUUUGCCAUCGGGCCGCUCUUUCUCGCUCCCCUCUCGGAAAUGUACGGUCGACUGCGCAUAUAUCAGAUUGGCACCUUGAUAUUUGUUAUUUGGAAUGUUGCUGGCGCUUUGGCACCCAACAUCGGCGCUCUGUUAGUCUUUCGCCUUUUUGCAGGAAUUUCGGGUAGCAGCCCAGUCACCCUAGGUGCAGGAUCUGUCGCGGAUAUGUUCAUCCGGGAAGAGAGAGGAGCAGCCCUAUCGAUAUAUGGUCUCGGUCCGCUCCUAGGUCCUGUAAUUGGUCCAAUCGCAGGAGGCUAUCUCUCACAAGCCCAAGGCUGGCGAUGGGUAUUCUGGCUGCUUGCCAUUGUGUCGGGUGUCGCCGUCAUUAUGGUGUCUAUCUUUCAAUCCGAGACUUACGAGCCCGUUCUUCUACGACGACGUGUGACUAGAAUCCGAAAAGAAAUGGGGAAUCCAGAUAUAAUCUCUGGACAGGAUCUGAAGGUGGAUUCCAGGAAGCUUUUUAUUCAGGCGAUUUCCAGGCCAACAAAGAUACUUCUCCUCACACCAAAUGCGGCCUUAUUCUCGCUGUAUACUGGAAUUGUUUUCGGCUACCUCUACCUCCUUUUUACGACAGUCACCGAUCUAUACCAAACAACGUACAAUUUCAGUCAAGGCGCCACUGGACUCGUUUUUAUCGGCAUUGGUGUCGGAUCCCUAGUCGGAUUAACAUUUUUCGGGGCCUUGUCAGAUAAAAUCCAAAACCACCUCAUAGCAAAAAACAACGGCCAAGCCGAGCCAGAAUUUCGUCUUCCGAUUCUCAUCCUAGCAAGCUUCCUGCUCCCGAUCGGUCUGUUCUGGUAUGGCUGGUCCGCUUAUAUGCAUGCCCAUUGGAUUAUGCCGAUCAUCGGGCUGGGCUGGAUUGGCUGCGGGAUUAUCGCCACCCUCAUGCCCAUCCAAGCAUAUCUGAUUGACGCCUUCGGCGAAUACGCGGCCUCCGCUGUCGCGGCGAAUACGGUUGUGCGGUCUUUAGUAGGUGCUUUCUUGCCGCUUGCUGGACCUUCGAUGUAUGCGGCGUUGGGGCAGGGGUGGGGCAACUCGUUGCUUGGGUUUAUUGCGUUGUGCAUGCUACCUGUUCCCGUUGUGUUUUAUAUUUAUGGAAAGCGGAUUCGGAUGAGUCCACGUUCUCAAAUAUCUCUGUGA